Molecule: messenger RNA, 1362 nt
Organism: Cetraspora pellucida
Lineage: Eukaryota; Fungi; Glomeromycota; Glomeromycetes; Diversisporales; Gigasporaceae
Source: the annotation of a GenBank genome assembly
AUGCCUUUGUCAACUACUCAUUUUAACACUUCCGAGCGAAUAGAUCAUGAUACACCUGUGAAACUUUCUAAUAAAAAUGGCAUAAAAACAACCGAUAUUACUAAAAUUAAUCGAAAAAACCCGGUGUAUCAAUCACUUUUGGUAUUUAUAAUGGAUCCUUUUAAGCCUAAACUUGCCCUUGAAAAUCCUACCACAUCUAUCCCAUAUGACAUCGUUCUUUCUCAUGGUUUUGCCAACAACAAUUAUUGGAUUUCACCAUCUGCUGACAAAAUUCCUCGAAUCGAUGAAUCACAAGUUUCUCGAGAAGAAUUCAUAAAGAAAUAUGAGGCACCUGGUUUACCAGUCGUUAUUACCGGUUGUACAAAAGGCUGGGCUGCAGAAAUAAAAUGGAAUAAAGAGGAACUUCUGCGAAAUUAUGCCCGUCACAAAUUCAAAAUCGGUGAGGAUGACAAAGGAAAUCCCGUACGCAUGACUUUUAAAUAUUAUAUGUACUAUUUAGAAACAGAAGGGUUAAAAGAUGAUAGUCCAUUGUAUAUUUUUGAUUCGUCUUUUGGAAGGCGUGGGAAACCUAAGAAGGCCAGUUCUGAAAGAAAAAAUUUAAAUCCGAAAUAUAAGGAAUGCUUGUUGAAAGAUUACAAGGUUCCUACUUAUUUCGACGAUGAUCUCUUUCGUUUUACAGGCGAAAAUCGCAGGCCUCCAUACCGCUGGUUUGUACUUGGUGGAGAAAGAAGCGGAACUGGAAUUCAUGUUGACCCACUAGGAACUUCUGCGUGGAACACUUUGUUGGUUGGGCACAAACGCUGGUGCCUUUUUCCACCAUCCACACCUCGCAGAUUAAUUGAUCCAAAGCAGAAAGAUCAUGAAGCUGUAACUUGGUUUAGUUGCGUCCUUUCUAAGUUACUUGAAGUCCAUGAGGGGAAAAGCAAAAGCCUCGCUGAAGAAUACGGAAUGGUUGAAGUGUUACAAGGACCUGGUGAAACAAUGUUCGUACCAGGUGGAUGGCAUCACGUGAUUUUACAAUUGCCGUCACUCAGAAUUUCUGUUCACCAACUUCCAUUGAACAAGUUUGGUUACGCACUCGAAAUGCACGCCCUAAACUGGCUCAAAAACUUUUGUCCAAGAUCAUACGAUUGUCAACCAUUGGAGGAACAAGGCACAGUAAAAACUUUUACCGAAAUUUGUUCAACCGAUGACGAUGGUGACACUGAAGUAAGUGAAACAGAGAGCGAAGAAGACGGGGUAGAUGAACGAAAGGAAUUGGAGAAACGAAAAUACGAGAACAAUACUGAUGGAAUUCAUAAAAUGGAAGAAAAGGUGCCGAUUGAGGACGACAGGGACAAGAAAAGAAGGAGAGAAAUGUAA